AUGGCCAAAAAACAACAGUACAUUCCCCCGCUGAUCGGGUGGCUGUAUGAUCUCGUGCUAUGGUCUUUCUCCGUGCUCAUCGAUCUCUUCUUUCGAGAGGUGCACCCGCGAGGAUCAUGGAAAAUUCCCCGUCGCGGUCCUAUUAUCAUCGUCGCCGCCCCUCAUGCGAACCAGUUCGUUGACUCCCUCGUCCUGAUGCGCGUCAUUCGCAGCGAAGCCCACCGACGGAUCUCAUGGCUCAUCGCAGAGAAAUCCUUCCGCCGCAAGUUUAUCGGACUGCUCGCUCGUGGUAUUGGAACGCUCCCGGUAGCCCGGGCUAUGGAUAACCUGAGGCCUGGAACUGGAACUAUUUAUCUCCCGGAUCCCGUCAACGAGCCGACCCUGUUGCGAGGUGUGGGAACCAAUUUUGAAGCGCCAGGCUUUGAGGUAGAGGGAACAAUUGCACUGCCAACCAUCAAUGGGACAUCGCACAGUACAGCUAUUGCGGAAAUCCGCGGACCGGAGGAACUCGUCCUGAAAAAGGCAUUCAAGCACAGAGAUGCCCUUGGUCAGCUCACUGGAAGACAGGAUAUUGAUUCGGAUGGAAAGUUCACUGGAGAUGCGGUCGAUCAGAGCUCGGAUUUCAAGGGCUCUAAAUUCAAGGUUGCGCCGCAUGUGGACCAGACCGCUGUGUACAAGGCUGUCUUUGGCAGACUGAAUGCUGGUGGCUGUGUUGGUAUCUUCCCAGAGGGUGGUAGCCAUGAUCGUACAACUCUACUUCCCCUUAAAGCUGGUGUGGCUCUCAUGGCCCUCGGUACUCUAGCGGACAACCCCGACUGUGGCUUGAAAAUUGUGCCCACGGGCAUGAACUAUUUCCAUGCCCACAAGUUCCGCUCUCGUGCGGUUAUUGAGUUUGGUAAUCCGAUUGAAGUCCCCAAGGAACUAGUAGAACAAUUCAAGAGAGGUGAACGCCGGGAAUCUGUCGGUGCCCUCUUGGACAUCAUCUAUCAAAGUCUUGUCGCUGUCACUGUCACCAGCCCAGAUUAUGAUACACUUAUGGUCAUCCAAGCAGCCCGUCGCUUGUACAACACCAAGGGUAAAAAGCUUCCUCUUCCGAUGGUGGUUGAGCUGAACCGUCGUCUGGUAAAGGGAUACGCGCAUUUUAAAGAUGAUCCGCGAAUUGUAAACCUUCGGAACUCAAUUGUGAACUACAACAAGCAGCUUCGCAUCCUUGGAAUCCGAGAUCACCAGGUAGCCUACGCCAAGUUCUCUAUCAUACAGGUGGUCGCUACCUUGAUCUACCGCUUGGGUAAACUGGCUCUACUUGCAAUUGGAACCCUGCCUGGACUGAUCCUAUUCGCUCCUGUUUUCGUUGCAACAAAGUACCUUUCCAUCAAGAAGUCCAAGGAAGCUUUGGCCGCUUCCAGUGUUAAGCUCCAAGGUCGGGAUGUGAUGGCUACCUGGAAACUUCUAAUCGCGCUUGCAUUUACCCCAGCCGUGUACGCAUUUUACACCACUGCGUUCACCUAUUGGACCUACCGGAAUCGGGUUCAAGGCUUUAUCCCUGACUGGGUUCCGCUGUGGUCGGUGGUUAUGAUUAGCAUGGUCCUCUUCCCCACCAUUACUUUCGCUGCCCUCCGUAUUGGUGAGGUGGGCAUGGAUAUUCUCAAAUCCCUGCGACCACUCGUCCUUUCCCUGAAUCCUUCAUCAGCCAAUACACUGGUGAAACUCCGAGCUAAACGCGCCUCUCUUGCUCAGCAAGUAACGGACGCCAUCAACACAAUGGGCCCCGAGCUUUUCCCUGACUUUGACGCCGCUCGGAUCGUCACCGAUCCAUUCCGCGAAGUUAGCCAUGAACUGAGCACAGCCGAAUUGACUCCAGAGAUUUCUCGAGCUCAUCACGCCGAUUUGGCCGAUGACUCACCUAGCGCAGAGCCGCUACCCCGUAAUGAAUCGUUCCACAAUCUAGCCAACAUUGGCUUCUUCUCCACAAGACCACCCAGUCGGAACCGCAGCCGUAGCAGCUCAGCAGCGCGCCGGCCUGGUUCUGGACACGGUCUAAAACCACUCAGCCCCAUGACCGCCAAAGAUCCCCUCGAAGAUGUGAGCUCGCGGAUCCGAGACGCCAUGAGGGAGCGUGGUGAACGACGUCGCCGGCGAAGUGAGGAUGGAAGCUGGGAUAUGGCUAGCUCGGGGACUCGAACCCCAUCUAGCGGAGAUGAAGGGCGAAAAGAUCUAUGA
Messenger RNA from Penicillium malachiteum, 2220 nucleotides. Its product is annotated as putative glycerol-3-phosphate acyltransferase Sct1. The transcript has 4 exons. Gene Ontology annotation, molecular function: glycerol-3-phosphate O-acyltransferase activity; glycerone-phosphate O-acyltransferase activity. NCBI's taxonomy places the organism in Eukaryota, Fungi, Ascomycota, Eurotiomycetes, Eurotiales, Aspergillaceae. The record is from RefSeq and is a predicted model, not a curated record. Gene Ontology annotation, biological process: phospholipid biosynthetic process. Gene Ontology annotation, cellular component: endoplasmic reticulum membrane. The coding region runs from base 1 to 2220 and encodes 739 amino acids.